AUGGCAACCGAGAGCGAGGAAGACGCGAACAUCGCUCUCGCAGCGGCACGAAGAGCGGACGUCGUCGAAGGAAAGUUGAUGGAGCUCAAGGUCCCUCACAGAUUUGGCAUCGAACGCCUCCAGGCUGCGAAAGCCAAACAAGCGGUUGGAUUAUUGAUAAGCCAGGGCCGCGAAAAUGUUUCCACUGCAUGGUUCGCCUGGUUUGUGGACUUUGAGAUUUGGGACUAUAUCCAUGAGAAGUUCGCUAAAUACCGUGACCACGAGACAUUCCCGUGGAUUGACCUCGAACCAGCCGUGAAGCCUAAGACCCCCGAAGACGCCUCCGCCUGGUGCAACGGCUUGAAGGACGCCAUCAAGCAACGGUACCACCUCCCCGCCUUGGAGCGCAAGAGACUGGGUCUUUCCCUGAUGAAGCCGGAGCCUACCCUUUUACGUGACACCGACGAAGCAGCUGCGGCUUUGCGUCAAGAAAUCUGGAACAACGUCUUCCCUGGAAGAAAGCACCCCCACGGCAAGGCGUUCGAAGUCAUCAUCCCUUCUGCCGUCAAGAUGUCCUCGGACUUAAACUGGGACAUAUUACAACAUGAAAAUCGUUUGCCAGAUGCAGUCUGCUUCUUCACGGUCGGACGAGUCCACCGCCGUGGUCAUUUUGCUGUGGCGCUUGUUCUCGGAUACAAUCCCGGUGUCAUCGACAACGAAGCGAAUAGAUUGAUUCUGACCAAGGCCUACGAUGUCGUCUUGAAGUGGGCACAGACGAUCGUCAUCACCGGCAGAAGCAUGAAGCUUACUAGAGCUUUCAAGGGUUUCGACCUGCCGGAGCCUGAGCUUGGUGGUGAUGGAGAGGAUACACGCAUGGGAGGAAUGGAAGAAGAGACGGAGCUCACGCAGGAGCAGCUCGAGCUUUGCGCCGGGGAGUUUGACGUGGUGCCGUUGAAUUCUGUCGCAGAUUACGCUGUCUUCCGGGUGAGUGAAUGGCUUCACCAGGAGGUGGGCCGCACUCCUGCAGAGGAUCGUUGCCGAUUGCUCCGGGAUUGGUGCCAGCUUGAGGAUGGCAAGUUCCACCAGAACCUCGAGGGGAUGACUCGAGAGGACCUGCAGAAGGCUUGUCGGGAAGCUUGGAUGGGCAAAACUCAUAAUUGGAAGGAAACCUUGGACCUUACGAUGUGGUCGUGGACCGAAGAGGUGUACUGGGCGAAGAAGAUCAUGGAAUCUUUCGACUCUUGA
Molecule: messenger RNA, 1224 nt
Organism: Colletotrichum phormii
Lineage: Eukaryota; Fungi; Ascomycota; Sordariomycetes; Glomerellales; Glomerellaceae
Exons: 2
Coding region: 1-1224 (407 amino acids)
Source: RefSeq, a predicted model, not a curated record